Messenger RNA from Gregarina niphandrodes, 981 nucleotides. Its product is annotated as SkiP/SNW domain protein. Gene Ontology annotation, cellular component: spliceosomal complex. The coding region runs from base 1 to 981 and encodes 326 amino acids. NCBI's taxonomy places the organism in Eukaryota, Apicomplexa, Conoidasida, Eugregarinorida, Gregarinidae. The record is from RefSeq and is a predicted model, not a curated record. The transcript has a single exon. Gene Ontology annotation, biological process: mRNA splicing, via spliceosome.
AUGGCUGAAGACAGCAGCCGAUCGGCGGUGGUUGUGUCGGGUGUGCCAUUGUAUCCGUAUCGGGUAGGGUGGGUACCGAAGACGCAGAGUGACUUUGGUGGCGGUGGGGCAUACCCAGAGGUGCAUUUGGCUCAGUUUCCUCAGGAUGCUGGACGGCGUGUGACGGAGGCGGAGAUUGUGCAGCGUAAGGUGAGUAUAAUGAGUCAUCAGAUAAACGAGUUUGGGCAUGCGGUGAAGCCAGGAGACCAUUUAGCCCGGUAUAUGCCGGCGGAUGGAUUGGAGAAGCCUAGUGACGAAGCGACAGAAGCAUUAGCGCAGGAUACCGAGCGAGCAUUGGCGGCAAUUUUGGGGAAGCGUGCAGGCCAAUCUCAGUUGGCACGUGCGGAAGCGAGUGCCCGUGCAUCAGAUAAAUUUGUACGUUAUAUACCUGAUCCAAAUGCACCGGGAUAUAAUCCAGCUAUCAAGGAACGGGUAGUCCGAAUUGUGGAAAAAGCUGUAGACCCAUUGGAACCCUCCAAGUUCAAGAAACGAAAAGCACCUGCCCCCAAUUUAGAAGAACCUACUCCUCUACUCAGACCACCCCCCAAGAAAUUAACGCCUGCCGAACGAGAAAGCUGGAACAUACCACCUAGCAUUAGUAACUGGAUUAACCCUGCUGGACACACACUCCCACUCGAAAUGCGCAUUCAAGCUGACCGUCGUAACAUGCAAGAGGUCACAGUCAAUCCCAAAUUUGCCGGAUUCAGUGAAGCACUCUAUGUAGCAGAAAGAGUCGCACGUGAGGAACUUAAACUUAAGCAGGACUUAUUAAAACAGAAGGCUCAGGAAGCUGAAAAAGAACGAGAACAAAAACUUAGAGACUUAGCCGCCAAAGCGAGACAAGAAAAAAAUCUUCUACUCGCCGCACGAGCGGCACAACGACGAGACGACGACAACGAAAUCAAACAAGAAGUCAAGGACUCACCAACUAGACAUCAAUGA